AUGUACAAGCUCGUCCUCUGCCUCCGCUACCUGCGGACGCGCUGGAUCGCCCUGGCUUCGAUCAUCAGCGUCACGCUCGGCGUGGCCACCAUGAUCGUCGUUAACAGCGUCAUGGCGGGCUUCACGCACGAGAUGCGCGACCGCAUCCACGGCAUCCUCAGUGACGUGGUAUUCGAGGCCCGCAGCCUCGACGGCGCUCCAGACGCCGAGAAGCAUAUGGAGCUGAUCCGCGCGCAGGCCGGCGACCUCAUCGACGGCAUGAGCCCCACGGCUCAGGUCCCUGCGAUGCUCGGCUUCACUGUCAGCGGGCAACGCGUCAACCGCCAGGUAAUGCUCAUCGGCAUCGACCCUGAGAGCUACGGCAAGAUCAGCGACUUCGGGCGCUACCUCCAGCACCCGGCCAACCGCGGCCAGCUAAACUUUGACCUCCGCGAAGGGGGUUACGACACCGCCGACCCCCAAGCCGAAGACCCCGCGAAAGCCGCGCCGCGGCCGAUGAUGGAAACGGCGGGCUGGGAGCACCGGCGACGCAAGGCGUUUUGGACGCAGCGUGAAGCGGAGCUCGCCGCACGAGUUGCGAAGUCGGAAGUGGGAAGUGAUCAGAAGUUGGAAGUGGGAAGUGGGAAGUCGGAAGCUACCGAGGCAACCGCGACAUCAACGGAAUCCGCAAUCCCCAAUCCCCAAUCCGCCGUUUCCGCAGACCCCUUUGCUCAAGCCGAGGCAACAAGCGGCGACGCCGGCAAGACCUUCGACCCCUCGACCGAACAACACCCGGGCCUCGUUCUCGGCAUGGCGCUCGGAAGCUUCCGCGACGCCACCGGCGAGGAUCGCUUCUUGGUGCUGCCAGGCGAUGACGUUGAAGUUACCUACCCGAUGUCUACGACGCCCCCGAAGCCGGGGAAUGCGUUCUUCACCGUCGUCGAUUUCUACGAAUCGAAGAUGAGCGAGUACGACUCAUCGUUCGUGUUCGUCCCGCUCGAAGUGCUGCAAGACAAGCGUGGCAUGAUCGACCCAUCGACGGGCGUCGCCAACUUCAACUCGAUCCAGAUCCGCUGCAAACCGGGCGUCGAUCCGAACGUGGUCCGCGACCGCUUGCAAGAAGUCUUCGAUCCACGGGCGUAUGUUGUGAGCACCUGGAUGGACAAGCAGGGCGCGUUGCUCGCUGCUGUGCAGAUGGAGACCGCCGUGCUUAAUGUGCUGCUGUUUAUGAUCAUUGCCGUGGCGGGCUUCGGCAUCCUGGCGAUCUUCUACAUGAUUGUCGUCGAGAAGACCCGCGACAUCGGCAUUCUCAAGAGCCUCGGCGCCAGCGCCAGCGGCGUCAUGGGAAUCUUCCUCGGCUACGGCCUGACGCUUGGCAUCGUUGGCGCCGGCGCAGGGAUGAUCGGCGGCCUUGUCUUCGUAGCCUACAUCAAUGAGAUCGCCGACGUCCUCGCCUGGGUUACCGGCACGCCCGUGUUCGACCCAGCCGUCUACUACUUCGCCAAGAUUCCCACGAUCGUCCACCCGCAAACCGUGGCCUGGAUCGUCGCCGGCGCGAUGGCGAUCGCGGUGCUCGCCAGCGUGCUGCCCGCGCGACAUAAAGCUGUGAUUGAUCAUUCCGCAUUCCGCAUUCCGCAUUCCCCUUUAGCGCCCGUGGUCCUCUCCGCGCGCGGCGUCACCAAGACUUACCGCAAGGGCGCCGUUGCGGUGCCCGUGUUGCGGGGGGCGGACAUCGACGUUUGCGAGGGCGAGAUGCUCGCCAUUGUUGGGCAGUCGGGGAGUGGGAAGAGCACGCUGCUGCAUGUGCUCGGGACGCUGGAUCGGCCCGACGCGGGCGAGGUGGUUUAUCAAGGCGAGCGGAUCGACGCGCUCAGCCGCAAACGGCGAGAUGCGUUCCGCAACACCGAGCUGGGGAUGAUUUUUCAGUCGUAUCACCUUCUGCCAGAACUCUCAGCGCUAGAGAACGUGCUAGCGCCAGCGCUGAUCCGAUACGACAUGUUUGAUUACUUCGCCAAGCGGCGCCAACUGCGCGAGCGCGCCGCGGCGCUGCUUGAGCGCGUUGGUCUCGGUCAUCGCCUCACCCACAAGCCGCGCGAGCUGUCGGGUGGCGAGAUGCAGCGAACGGCCAUCGCCCGGGCGUUGAUGAACGAGCCCAGCUUACUGCUGGCGGACGAGCCUACCGGCAACCUCGAUCCCACCAGCGGCGAGGGGGUCCUCGAACUUCUCCGUGGCCUGAACCAAACCGACGGCUUGACGGUCGUUAUGGUCACCCACGACCGCAGCAUCGCCGCCCUGGCGGACCGGACCGUCACCCUGGUGGAAGGCCGCGUCGCCGACGAAGAGGCGGGCCUACGCGUCCAGGGCUAA
Messenger RNA from Symbiodinium sp. CCMP2456, 2346 nucleotides. Lineage: Eukaryota; Dinophyceae; Suessiales; Symbiodiniaceae. The record is from the annotation of a GenBank genome assembly.